GCUGAGGCCUAAAGGGAAGCUGGUCGUCAGGGAUAAACUCAACAGUAAGACUCCUCAGUGAUACAAUAAUCAAUUUAUCUUGUUAAAAAGGAAUAAUAUAAUUGAUGGUGGGGUAGAUGGUGAGGAACUGUCAUGAUGGAACUGAGUCAUAGCCUAACACUCAAUGAAGGGGCACUCCAACAGCUGCCACCGACCAAGAGGCCAAUUUUUAUAUUUGAGUGGCUGAGAUUCUUGGACAAAGUACUGGAAGCAGCACAUAAGUCUGAUAUCAAGGGAUGUCAGAAACAGCUGGUAGCUCAGUUAGUUGGGCAGAUGAAUGAAUCUCCUGGACCACCAACCCGGAAACUUGUGGCUCGCUGCCUGGCAACUCUGUUUAGUGUAGGAGACACAUUCCUUCUCUUCGAUACCAUCAACAAAUGCAAUGAUGUGCUCAAGAACAAAGAUGACUCUCCAAGCUACCUACCAACAAGACUGGCUGCUGUUACCUGUAUUGGGGCAAUGUAUGAAAAACUGGGGCGGAUGAUGGGACGUUCAUACGAGGAAACUGUACAGAUCCUAAUAAAGGCUUUACGAAAUGCAGAAUCUCAGCUGAGAAUUGAAAUUAUGAUGACCCUGGAGAAGAUUACAGCUGGUAUGGGGUCAGCUGCAGGAAAUGUUCACAAGGACCUAUACAAGGCAGCUAAGAUGGGGCUGACAGAUCGAGCUUUGCCUGUGAGAUGUGCAUCUGCCCUGUGCCUGAUGGAGAUGACGAAGCAUGCACCUUUUCUCUACACAACCGAAAUUGAAAAUCUCUCCCAGCUGUGUUACCGCUCUUUUGACAACAGCAACUAUGACGUUCGUUGCACAGUGGCCACGCUGCUAGGAACUGUUCUCGCUACCACACAAAAUCCACCAAAAGAAUUUUUGAAAGGCAGUAGUAAGGGAGGAUUGGUAAAGUUAUUUUCUCUUGAGGAAGCAUUGACAGUCUUGUUGACUGGCUUUUUACGUGGAGGAAAUAGCUUUCUUAAAGGAACUGGUGAAAUGAUCAAAGGUUCCUCUUCUGUGUCACGGGAGGUCAGAGUUGGCAUUACACAGGCAUAUGUUGUGCUUGUUCAAGAAUUAGGAGCUCUGUGGUUAGAGCGGAACAUUCCAACCCUCUUGGCUCAUCUGACAGAGCUGGUAGCCAGCCCUAAGGCCACCACAUCACAUGUUGAUGCUGUGUAUUCCCGCAAAUGCGUCAAUUUUAUCCUAAGAGCUACCCUUGGUCGCAUGAUUGGAGAGAAGGCUCAGAUUGCUGCCUGCAAAGAAAUUACACAGCUAAUAAUUAAGCACAUGAACAGUGUGGAUGUGAGUGGGGAAGGCACCAAGGAUGUAGGAGAAGGUGGUCAGCAUGUACUGGUGUGUCUGUUACAAGAGUUAGGUUGCCUCAUGCAGUCCCUCAGCACCACGAGUUCUACAAUCAUCCUCGACACACAUCUGAAUUUGGUGGAUGCAGUAGUUGCUGUGCUGCUUCAUCCAAGUAGUGCAGCAAGACUGAGUGCAUCAUGGUGUUUACGGUGUAUCUGCCUCGCUCUCCCCUCCCAGCUCCAUCCUCUCAUCACCCGUUGCUGUGAUCGCCUGGAUGCUCUCAAGUCAUCGCCAGAAGCCAUUGCUGGAUAUAGCUGUGUGGUGUCAGCACUAGUGGGCUGUGUACAAAAGACUCCUCUUGGAAUCCCACACAUGCGGGGUAAAGUUCUCUUCAAUAUUGCGGAGGAGUUGCUUCGAUCAGCGAGUCAAAAUUCUCGGCUGUCACUCCACCGAACCCAGGCGGGCUGGCUCAUCAUUGGCUCCAUCAUGACACUUGGCAUUGGUGUUGUGCGUGGGCUACUUCCUCGGAUGCUGCUGCUGUGGAAGAAUUCUUUCCCGAGAUCUAGUAAGGAGAUUGAGAGUGAGAAAGCUCGAGGAGAUGCUUUUACUUGGCAGGUAACUCUGGAAGGCAGAGCAGGUGCCCUUGCAUCUAUGCAUAGCUUUUUGCUUCAUUGUUCUGAACUGGCUGCUGAAGACACUGUGCGGAGACUUCUUCUUCCAAUUGAAGCUGCUCUUCUUAUGCUCUCCAGUAUAACACACAUUGUGAAGCAGUAUGGCCAACACCUCAAGGCCUCCACAGCUAUGGUACGUCUCCGACUCUACGAGGUGCUCUCUCUUCUUCCUCCCCAGUCUUUUGAAAGCCACUACACAAGCAUCUUGAAGUUGUUGGUGAGUGAGUUCACCCUGGCAGAGAGUGGUGCAAACACCACCACCUCCCUCCUGCGCACUAUGUGUCACGCAGAUGACUCCGUUAUACUUGGUACCUGGCUACACCACACACAUCAUAAAACCAUUGAAGAUCAGCUACAACCAAACAGUGCAAGUGGUUCAGGAGCUCUUGAGCAUGAUCCCACAUACCUGUACCGGCCACUGGCUGAAGGGGAGACCAUUGCUGGCCCGUUGCCUCUUGGAGUUACUGUCAUUGAUGCUUCAGUGGUGCUCUUUGGUCAGAUGUUCCCUCUGGUGGCAAAUAAACAUCGAUUAAAGAUGUUAAACUUAUUUGGCGAUAUGAUUCGAGCAGCCAAGAGUCAACGCCAGGAAGCUGUCCAGAUGAAUAUCUUUACUGCUGUACUGAGUGCACUGAAAGUACUGAGUGACAAUAAGGCAUCCUUCGGUCAAGAUGAUGUAAAAAAAGCUGCAACAGCUCUCCUAUUGGGAGGUUUAACACACCCCAAUUCAACACUGAGGUGUGCAUCAGGUGAAGCAAUUGGUCGCAUGGCCCAGGUUGUGGGAGACCCACGAUUUGUGGCAGAGAUGGCUCAGAACAGCUUUGAUAAACUGAAGAGUGCGCGUGAUGCAGUGAGCCGCACUGGUCACUCCUUAGCACUUGGUUGUUUGCAUCGCUAUGUGGGAGGUAUGGGCUCUGGCCAGCACCUCAGUACCUCCAUCAGUAUUCUUUUGGCAUUGGCCAAGGACACUACCUCACCUGUAGUACAGGUUUGGGCUCUUCACGCAUUAUCUCUUAUUGCUGAUUCUGGGGGCCCAAUGUUCCGCUCUUAUGUUGAGCCAUCGUUAGCCUUGCUCCUAGAACUUCUGCUGUCUGUUCCCCCCCACACAGCAGAGGUCCAUCAGUGUAUAGGAAAGUGUCUUCAAGCACUCAUCACUACUGUUGGUCCUGAGUUACAAGGGACGAACAGCAGCGUAGUGAUGGUGAGGUGGUCUCUUCUGUGUGGAUGUGGGCUAGUACAGGAACAUCCUGACCCAUUAGUGCAAGCUGAGGCUAUUGCAUGUCUGCAGCAAAUGCAUAUGUUUGCACCUAGACAUGUCAACCUCUCUUCCCUCGUCCCUAUGCUUGUGAGAAAGCUUAGCUGUGAUCAUCUACUACUUCGCCGUGCUGCUGUUUCAUGUCUCAGACAGCUGUCACAGCGUGAAGCCUGGGAAGUGUGUGAGCACGCCUUGAGCCUUUCACAAGGCAGUGAAGAACAGGAGCAGGGGUUGGCUAUGACAGAGACAGGACUCCCAGGCUUAUUGUUUGGUCUUCUAGACACAGAAACAGAUUGUGUUUUAGUUCGACAUGUGCAUCACACUCUAACAUCUAUGUUACAAGCUCUCGCCACCUCUCACCUCAAUCUGUGGCUCACUUUAUGUCGUGAAGUUCUGACAAGUGCAUCAGAAAGUGGCACCAGUGAGAACACAGGCGAGACUGGUGAAGAAGGUGCUGAUGAUGACAUGGUUCAGAUUCACACAGGAGGGGAACCUGACCCUCACCCUAGUAUACCUCCCCGCUGGACUACCCGUGUGUUUGCUGCUCAGUGCAUUGCCAGGAUUAUUCAGGAGUGCGAAAAUAAUCGUGCACACUUUGAUUUGGCUCUUGCUAGGGAAAUUCAGACAACAAAAAUGAAAGGAGACUACUUGGUGCUACACUUGAGUGAGGUGGUGCGUAUGGGCUUUAUGGGAGCAACGAGCGAUAGUGAUGAAUUGCGACUGGAGGGUCUCCAUAUCUUGCAUCUGGUCAUAGACAAAUUUUCCCAUGUUCCCGAACCAGAAUUUCUUGGCCAUGUGAUACUUGAACAAUAUCAGGCUCAGGUUGGUGCUGCACUACGGCCAGCAUUUGCUCCAGACACAGCUUCCCACGUGACUGCCCGGGCAUGUGAGGUCUGCAGUGCAUGGAUUUGUUCAGGUGUUGCUCGAGAUCUGAAUGACCUUCGGCGUGUUCACCAGUUACUAGUGUCAUCCCUGGCUAAGCUGAACAAAGGCAAUACCAAGGGACUGUAUAAUGAAAGUGCUGCUACUCUUGAGAAGCUUGCCAUAUUGAAAGCUUGGGCAGAGGUGUAUGCCGUUGCUCUAAAAGGUGCUAGUGGAGAUGAUCGACUAGGUAAUGAAGUGGAGGAUGACAGACCUGAGGCUGAAACAGCCACACAACCAUCCGAGGAGAGUUUGUUAAGUUUAGUGCAGCCAGAGUUGAUGGCACUGUCCAAGUCUUGGUUAGCAGCUCUUAAGGAUCAUGCUCUACUUUCCUUGCCACCAGAAUUUUCUAGUCAGCUUCCUCAUGAUGGAGGAGCCUUCUAUUCAAAUGAGAGUGUGGAGGGAGUGCGCCCCUACUACCGGAGUGCCUGGCCUCCCAUGCUGUAUGCUGCUGCACUUUGGCUCAGUUCAGGAGGUUUUGAUAAAGCUGGAGAGGAUGCUAAUGAGAAAGCAGAAGCCAACCCCACAGCAGUGGCUGUGACACACAACACCACCACCACCACCACUACUGCAGCAGUAAUAAAGACUCCUGAAGUUUUAAAUACUGACCGCUUCUAUCUACUAUUAGGAAUAUGUUUAGAGUGGCUCUGUAGUCCAGUGCACAGUGAUGACCCAGAGCGUAGUGUUGUGUGUCUACGAUCUCUUGAAACAUUGUUGUCCUCCCCUUGGCCAGCAAAAAUAGUUGGUCCCAAUGCUAGCCUCACUACAGAAAUUGCAACAGUAAUGCAUAGACAAGUGCUAAGCUCAGACCACACAGAUGUUCAUCAGUCAGCAGUAACAGUAGUCUCACUGGUGGUAAAGGCUGCACAACAAGCUCUGGAUGAGGAGAAAAGAAAAAAGAAAACGCACAAAGAGGAGAAGCCAGCCAACCAGGAGUGUGAAGGCUGUGAGGCAGACCUUCUGGGUGAGGGCAAGGAGUCUGGAGAAAUCAACACAGCACAAUCUUUGGUGUUUGCUGCUCUUCAGGUGUGUCUGUGUACAUUAGUUCGCCACAAGCCACGUCUGGCUCCUCAGGUGGUGGCCUCAGCACCUUCACUGCUGGCACCUCCUCGACAUCAUGCCAAGACUUACCAGCUUGAAGCUCUUCUCUCUUCCACUGUAACUUUACUAACUGCACUACCUAAUCUGUGCUCCCCAGCUGGUGGAGUAGCCAUCUUACCAACUGUAUUAUAUCUGCUCACGGGUGUAUUGCGUGAGUGUGGGAGCAAGUCUCGCCCCAGUCAUGGCCUUCAAAACACCCCUGCACUCAUGACCAAAGUCUUAGAUGCUCUGGCUACGUUGGCUCGACAUCCUUAUGCUCGUGAUCCCAGGUCUAAGGACCAGUGGUGCAAUCUACUGCAAUCAGCUCUUGCCAACAUUAUUGAUCUUAGUAAAACUUGUGAAGAAGAACGUGUGACAGAUGAGGUCGUUGUCCUGAGAGGUAUUGCCCAGCUGAUCCUCCAUGCACCACCAUCUGUCAGUCGGCCCCACAACCUACAGUAUCCUGCAAUUAACUUAUUCAAAAUGGCCACACAGCAUCAGCAGCUCGAUGUACGUAUCCAGUGUAUACAGACUCUGGAAUCGAUCUUCAGCCACACCGAUAGUGAAAUAUCAACUCCAUAUAUUCAUGCCCUGGCACCACGCAUCCUAGAAUACCUUCAUGAAGCUCACACAAGUCUGUCAAGUCAAGCAGAGCUGCAGCUUAUCACAGAGAGUCUGAGUGCAAUGGAGCUUUUGAUACCAAGAACAUUACCAGAACACAGGAAUGAGCUGGUGGGAGUGUUGGUUGGCAUAAUGGUUGGAGCUUUACAAGACACUAAUCGACUGAGUAGUGUGAAUCACCCAACUCGGCAGCUUCAUCAGUACGCAUUAGCAAGACUUCAGAAAAUUGGACCACAAUAUCCACAAGAGUUCCGUGCUGUUUUAACAAGCAAGCCAGAGUUACGUUUGAGACUAGAAAGUGCACUGAGAGGCCAACAAGAAGCCAGAAGCAAAGCCGACAGUUCAUUGAUGCAGGACUCAAUGCAACACCAACCAACCAUUAAGUUAAAGACAGACUUUUCUAAUUUUGCUUCAAAGACUUAGAACCAAUAUCAUAAGGUGCAUGUGAAAAGGCUGAAAUAUCUACCAGUUUGUUUAUCCAUUAUCUAAUUGUUCAAUUCCAAUUAUGGUAUCUAUCAGUCAUUGUAGUAUUGGAAAUGAUUUUAUGUGUAUCAUGUACUCUUAAUUUUCAUCAAAAAUUGAGGCAUUGUAGCCAGAUGGUAAGGAUGAGUAGUGUGAGGGAGUGUGUGUGUGUAUGUGUAUAUGAUGUCAAAAUGUAGAUAUCCCAAGACUAUGGUUUUGAAGAAGUUGUACAAUUGGGAAAAGUGUAUAGAAUAUAGUUAGAAAAAUAUAUUAAAAACAAAUCAUACUAGUUCUUCCAUUGCUCUACAUACUAUUGAGCAAAGAUCUGUAGUUGUUAGACCUAAAUUCUUUACACUUUUAUCACAACACUUUGCCUUAAAGGAGACAUAGGUAAGUGUACAAGAACUUAGCUCUCAUUGUCCUCAUCUUCCACUGAGAGAAACAUUAGUUGGUCGUGGGCCUCAAUAUGGGCUAAUGUAACACCUUAAUAAAACAUGUCUCCAAAGUUUGCAAAGAAGCUUAUGAUAAGUUAGCUUAAGUUGAAAACCUCACAUUGCUGACUCAUUAACCCUUUAGGGGUGAUUGCUUGAACAUUUCGGGUGACCAGCCAGAUGAGAUUUUUUAGAUUUUCAAAAGAAACUAUAUACUAUCCUUACGCAAGAGUAUUUACAAUUGACUGUGGUAUUAAGCUUGAUUUUUAGCAGUUCCCCAUUGAUUUAUUAUAGAAAAUCAAUGAAGAUGUGAGAGAAUAUGAAUGAUGAUUGAUAAUUACUCACUUACAGUAUACAGUAUACGUACUUGUUUUAAUAUUAAAUUGUGCACCUCAGGCAAAUUCGCAUGCUUGGUAGGCUUGCUAGGGACCCAUCUAUGUGCAUGUAAUCAUUCAAAAGUGGAUGGAAAAGCUUAUUACAUAACAGUUGGGGGGGAAUCAUCCUUAAAGGGUUAACAAAUACCUUAUCAGUAUACUUGUCAGGUAAUGUUCUUCUGGAACAGGUUGGGAUAUAGAGCAGGUAAUAAAUGAUAAAAACAUAUUUACUAUAUAUCUGUAAAUACUAAAAUCUAGUCUUGGUGAAGGUAAUUUUUAAGUAGUUUGUGUGUGAAAGGAAUGUGAGGAUGAAUGAAAAACUGAAAAUGUACAUUGACUGUGGUGCUUUGAAAUUAUACAUGUUACCAUAC
Molecule: messenger RNA, 7509 nt
Organism: Homarus americanus (American lobster)
Lineage: Eukaryota; Metazoa; Arthropoda; Malacostraca; Decapoda; Nephropidae
Product: HEAT repeat-containing protein 5B-like
Exons: 36
Coding region: 133-6294 (2053 amino acids)
Biological process (GO): intracellular protein localization; retrograde transport, endosome to Golgi; endocytosis
Cellular component (GO): endocytic vesicle; Golgi apparatus; membrane
Source: RefSeq, a predicted model, not a curated record